Molecule: messenger RNA, 1155 nt
Organism: Bactrocera latifrons
Lineage: Eukaryota; Metazoa; Arthropoda; Insecta; Diptera; Tephritidae
Gene: Gr89a
Product: putative gustatory receptor 89a
Exons: 2
Coding region: 1-1155 (384 amino acids)
Biological process (GO): sensory perception of taste
Cellular component (GO): membrane
Source: RefSeq, a predicted model, not a curated record
AUGUCCAAUUGGGCUCAACGCUGUCGUCGCCUCUGCAGCGUCGCUUUCUUCUUCAGUCUUCGCGCCGUGCUGCUCACCGCCCAAGUGAUGCUCUUGGUGCCGCUUAUUCGUUGCAAGUCUCGCGGCGCAUAUCGAACKCACGCCAUAUUGACUUGCUUCGCGCUGCUCGUGCUGCUGCUCUUGUGUGGCGCCUCGCCAUUCUUGCUGCGCAUCRUCGCCUCAACGUACGAGCGGGUGAGCGUGCAAUUUGACGCCAUUUUCCUUCUAAUCGCCAUGACCUCUCAAGUCAGCGACAUCAGCAUUGUCCUAAUCAGCAUGCUGUCGCAGAUCUGCCAGCGCCGAGCCUUAUGUGUAUUCCUGAAUCAGCUGCAGSACACCGUUCAACGCGUACGCGCCAYACAUGGACGAAACUUCAUAACCGCGCGKGUUCUGCUAUUGUUGUGGCUGCAGCUGGGACUAACGCUGUACGAUAUGUUGACGCAGCUCGUCUUUCUCGCCAAACUGGCUUUCAAAAUCGCACCUUGGCAAAUUGCGGUCAACCUGUUGUCAUUGUACCUGCARCAGUGCCGUGCCACRCUGCAGUUGGUGAUUAUGUGCUGCGUGUUGUUGUUCAUCGCUUGCUAUACUCAGCUGACGGAAUGCUUGGAGCGCUUCUCAGAGGACUCAAGUGCCGAGCUGUCAACCUAUGAGGAUUUGGUUUGGCUGCAAAAGGUUUUGUACAAGCUCACCCUUCAGCUGAAAGACGUUUUUCAAUUGCCACUCUUUCUGCUUGUUGUCGGCGAAUUCAUCAACGUAUUGGCCAAUUUGUAUGCACAGCUUCACUAUUACRUCACAACGAAAGCUUGGUGGUUCGCCUUUGUCUUCUACUGCRCUAAGAUAAGCGUUGAGCUGUACCUGCUCAUACACGUCGUCUACUUUUGUUGCGUGUUGCAUGAGAAASUCACUGACCUCUUCCUCGAUCGCGAUUUGGACUUCGCGGAGCCGAUGUUGGCGCAUUGCCGUUUCGAACUAACUCACAGAGAUGUAUURUGGCCGCAACCGAUUAGGUUUUACAUCCUCGGCAUGUUUGAGCUGAACAAUGAAUUUUGGCUAUUUUUGGUUACUUAUUCAGUGAAUUUCAUAGUCAUCAUUGUGCAGUUUGGGUUCUUCACCUAG